This is a messenger RNA of Cherax quadricarinatus, 5084 nucleotides long. RefSeq lists its product as uncharacterized. Lineage: Eukaryota; Metazoa; Arthropoda; Malacostraca; Decapoda; Parastacidae. The record is from RefSeq and is a predicted model, not a curated record.
GAAGAAGGUUCAUGUGGAAAACUGUAUGUUGCUGUGUUUGUGACUUAAGAAUUGUUCAUUAGAAGAUAAACUGGAAAGUAAUCACAUUAAGAAUACAAGGAAACAAAAAAUCUAUAAUACUGGACAACAAUGCAUGAUGCAGCUCCUAAUUGCAACAGGUAUUAGUCAUGAACCCAGGCAGUCUGCCUCGUGCGUGUGGAUGGCGCAUUGCACGCAGCUUGAUUAGUGCAAUCCGCUUUCUUGUGAUUACAGACCAGCUGCACAGGGUGAGAUUGGUGAGCAUCCUGGUGUGCUUUCGAGAGCAGUAUGGUAGCUUCCUGUUCUCGCAUGUCAUACAGAACCAGCUUUAUAAAAGUCUUAUCUCAGGCUUGCGGAGUCGAUGCAAUCCACCCGUGUACUUUACGACGUUGUUGGCUCUGUGUCCUAAAGUGACUAUAGACCAGAUUGCUUUUGUAGGAGAUCAUAAUGGAUUGAUGCCACCUGGAACUGGUACUGGAUUAGACAUCACUUCUGAGGAGUGCAAGUAUAUUCUGGAGGUGCUUGCUGAUCUUCGAAAGGAGUGGACUAACACGGAGUACCUGAAGAUCGGAGGAAAAGACAAGGCGAUGUAUACGCUGCCCACCAAGUCAUUAGUACUUGAGGGAGUGUAUUUUCAUGAUCCCGAUUUCCUCCCGCUGUUGGUCAGAGAAAUGCAAGAUCUCCGUCAUAUUGAAAUUCAGUAUAAUGGAACGCCAUGUAUGCUGAGGGCCCUGAGCACACAUUGCCGUCAUUUGGAAUCUCUCUGCUUCCUUGAACCACAAAUGGAAGUUUCUGUAUUGGAGAAGGACAUUCUUAAUAUCCUCUUUGGUGUUCCAUCAAUUUAUGGUAACAGGACUCCAUUUGGGAUACUUGACAGAUUUGCCGAAGAAAAAGAAUUUAGAGAAAAAUUUGUAGUACAGUUUCCAAACUUAAGAAAAUUGGAUAUUGACGAGUUGUAUUUUGAGGAGGAACUGUUACAUGAUGUAUAUACUCUUGCCUUGAUUCUCCAGCCCAAAAUCUCAUCCUUUGGAAAGCAUACUGGAUUGACAAGACAUAUUAUUGCAAAAUACAGGCGACUCUGGACUAUAGUGAAUGAAAGUUCGUUUUCUAAUGUUAGUGUGUAUUUAACUAAAGCUAAAUUUGUUGAUAGCAUAUCUGAUGUACCAGGUGAUACUGAGCUUGACCUGAAGUACAUUGAAGAGGUGUUACCGAUGUUCAAGACUUUAAAGUCUGUAGAAUUGCUGAAGAGCAAUUGGAAUGAGAAUCAUGUAGCCAAAUUUUGUCAGUUAUUAGGAAAUCAUGUAGAUGCCAUUUCAUUAAUUGACUGGCCAGUAAAUGAAGUAUCUUGCCUGAGUAACAUCAGUCACUUGCGGUUAACAUUUAUGCGGCAAUAUUCGUUUGAUCAGGUGCACCAGGUCUUGGAUAAUUGUCCAAACCUGCAGACACUGAGCAUGCAUGCUAUGUUUCAAGAACAUUCUCGAGUCAAUCAUGACAGAGGAGAUGAACUGCAGCAGUUUGGCCAAAUGAUGGAUGAGGAUCAACGUUUCUUUGAGAACCUUAUUGUUGAAGAAUUAAUACAAUAUCCAGAGCUUCAGAUUAUUGUUAUAGGAGCUAAUCAACAUCCACCCAGAGAUAUGCUGGGUAAUCCUGUUAAUGUUCAAGGAGGUAUACAGGGAGCCAGACCUCCCUCCAGGUAUGACAGGAUAUCCAAACCCAAGUUCAAGAUUCACCACAAACUAACAACCUUACGUAUUGCAUCUCUGUUUGAAGCACCCAGAGAACCCUCAGAAGCCUUCCUCCUGAGUCUUCUGGAGAGGGUUCCAAACCUUCGGAAUUUAUGUAUGGGGAUGUGGAUGGGCUCCCUGAGUCACAGGAGAGAAAACUUAACGUGUACUGGCAAUGCUUUAGUCAGCGUUGCCACAGACCAGACGCGGAUUGACCCUGUUUUGACUCAGUUGGAACAGUUGUGCUGCCUCCCAUCUGGCACAGAACAAGAAAUGUGCCUCUCACUGGCACGUCUUGCAAAGGCUCUACCUUCGCUGCGUACAAUAGUUGUUCCAGCACUGGAUAAAUUCCUGCUGUCUCCAACACUGCGCUACUUCCAGCACUCUAACAUAGAAGUUCAGCACAAGUGUGCUACUGAUCAGGUUUUUUCUCACUGGGAACCUGAGCACUAACUGCAAUGUACAUCUGCAAUUAAGCCUGUUUGCAUUCUGUAAUGUUAUCUUGCUAACAAGUUAUCUGGUAAUUGGCACAAACAAUCCCACAUUGAGGAAAAACAGAAUAAAAUAUGUACAAGGGACACAUAUAAAGACAGGGGCACCUGAUCUAAAUCACGUAAGGUAAGUGAGAUGCAAUAACAAGUGACUUCGUGACAUGGUUAAGUAUAGCAUUAGGUUUCCUCUGGCUUUAUGAAAUGUUGAAAUUGGGUCAUGAAACAAUCAGAGCAUGUUGGUAUCAACACUUUUAGACAAGUGUAAGGUAUGGGUGUUGAAUAGUACAGUGAGGAGGUGGUUAGAGGUAGUGGAGAUUAUUUUCCAGUAAAAGUAGUCCUUAUACAGGGAUGUGUGAUAUCACCAUGGUUGUUUAACAUGUAGAUGGGGUUGUAAAAGAAGUGACUACUAAGGUGUUUGGGAGAGGUGUGGGAUUAAAAGAUGAAGACUUGUACAAUGUGGGAGUUGUCACAGUUGCUUUAUGUCAAUGAAAUGGUGCUUUUAGGAUUCUGUAGAGAAGUUACAAAAGUUGGUGGAGGGUAUGUAAAAGAAGGAAAUUAAAAGUGAACAUACGAAAGAGCAAGGUGGCGAGAGUAACAAAAAAUUAGGUAAUGAAUUUUGGCUGUCAGACUGGAAUGAGAUUGCUGAGGAAGUGAAUGUGUUCAGAUAUUUGGGAGUGGACUUGUUGGCUGAUGAGUCUGUAAGAAUAAGUGAACCAUAGAACUGAUAAAGAGGAAAAAGCUGGGUGGUGCAUUGAGGCAUCUAUGGAGAUAAAGAACGUUAUCCAUGGAGGCAAAAAGAGGAAUCUAUGAGAGUAUAGUGGUACCAACACUCGUGUGGGUGUGAAGUAUGAAUAUUGCAGCGAAGAGGUUGGAGGAAGUGGAGAAGUUGUCUGAGGUAAAUGUGUGGUGUAAAUAUUAUGCAGAAAAUUCGUGGUUUGAAGAUUAGGAGGGGAUGCAGAGUUACUAAAAGUAUUAUUCAGAGGGCUGAGGAGGGGUUGUUGAGGUUUAGACAUUUAGAGAGGAUGGGGCAAUAUAGGAUGACUUGAAGGCUAUAUAAAUCUGUAGUGGAGGAAAGGUGGGGUAGGGGUCGCCCAAGUAAAGGUAGUAAAGGAGGUUGUAUAUGCAAGGGGCUUGGACAUCCAGCAGGCGUGUGUAAGCAUGUUAGAUAGGAGUGGAGGCAAAUGGUUUUUGGGACUUGACAAGUUGUUGGAGUGUGAGCAAGGUAACAUUUUGUGAAGGGAUUUAGGGAAACUGGUUAGCUGGACAUGAGUUCUAGAAGUGAGAAGAACAGUGCCUUCACUAUAACUGAGGGAUGUGGAUAUUUGGAGGGACAUCUGAGCUGUCAUAUCUCUGUGCCUCUGUCAAAGAGACUUAUGGUACACAAGGUAACCCUGUCAUGGAAACAUUUUGCCUGUCAAGGGCUUUAUGAAUCCAAUAGACAUGAAAACGGAAAUAUGUGGUAGCAUGGAAUUCAGCUGUUGUAUAGGUUAAUGGCACAAAAUGAUGUCUUCACCUGAUGAUUGUGUCUUGAUGUCCUAAAAUCAAUUUAGCUAAAACCCUGGAGAUGCAGAAGCUCCCUGUGUUCUGCACAAUUGUAUUGUUAAAACAGAUGGUCACUGAUUCUAAAAAACUUUAGAUCCUCUUCCUUAAGUUUGGCAUUAUUAAACCUCAUCAAGUGGUCAUGGCUGUUCCUAUGAAUAGCACAGACAUAAAUAUUGUCAGUAUGGUAAGGUAUUGAUGCAGGUGUGUUUUGUCUGUGUAUUUUCUCUCAUCCUCUACAUAGUAUGACAAAUUCCAGCUCUAGUUUGAACUAGUGGGUUUUUGCUUGUCAAGUCUUUAAUGAUAGUGCUGGUAGUAGCAGCUACUCUAAUAUUGCAUUUAGUGAAGGAGCUGGAAAUAUUAACCAUUGGGAAUGAUAAGAGCUUGACCAAGAUUUGUUAAACAUGGGGUGUGGAUGAUCCUCAGAACAGAGCAGCUAGUCAUUGAUGAAAUGAAAGGGAAAGUGUAGUUUAGGAAAAAUCUGUUGAAUGUCGCAUUCCAUUUCUAGGUAUUUAGGACUACAUACCCUGUAAGCCAUCAGAAAGAAUUGAAGUUCUUACUGUGGGACUACAGGGUAUGUAGCUCUGAGUACUUUUGAAGGAUGUAACUACAUUCACCAGAUCUGUAAACUGCACCUCCUCCUCUUAUUUUCAUCAGUGCCUCGAGACUUGGUCUGUGUAUCAUACAUUCCAGGCUUGACAGAUCUUGGGGAAGAUUUAUCAUUUCCAACAGUAAGGUGGCUAGUUGCUGUUUCCUUCUUUAAGUGCAGUCUUAAGAGUAGCACUACUCCCAGCCACUACCGUUAGAGAUUUAACGAGCAGGAAACUCGAAAGUCUAGUUGAAACCAAAGCUGGAUUUUAUACCAUGUGGAGGAUGCGAGUACGUAUACCAGAGACUUGCAUGCUUGUGUCAAUGAGCAUUAAUGCAUCUGCCCUACUGACAGUGUUAAUGAUGCCUGUAUCAUUCAUGCCCACUUGAUCACGUGAAAUGAUGCCAAACUUAUCAUUGAGGAAGAUUUAAAUGGUGUUUUUUAGAAUCUAGUCAUCUGUCUUAAUACAGUUAUGCAGAACACAGGGAACUUCAGCAUCUCCAGUGUUUGAUUUUAAGCCAUCAGCACAAUCAUCAGGUGAUGUCAUUUUGUGUCACCUGCCUAUGCUACAGCUGACCUUUACACUAACCUGCUUUUAUGUAUGUAUUGGAUUGAUAAAGGCCCUUGGUGAGCAAACUGUUUCUAUGACAGUUACUUCAGUGUUAGGCGAGUCACUUUGCCCUAUAUUGUUUAUGAGAUGGCAAAUAAAAGCAGUUUAUUACA